UAUCAAGGUCACAUCUUGAGAGAUCUUAAACUCAUCGGUACUUUCUAGAAUACAUCUCCGAAGUGGAUACACGCGAUACGUCGAUCGGAAGUAGCCAUAUACAAAGUAGUCCCCAAACGUAAACAUAGGUGUUAUUGGUAGCGGUAACCGAGGACGCCCCAUAACAAUUAGACAAAAGUAGACGUCAUGUAAACGUAAAAUGGCACAGAGUUUUCGAAGUUGUGUUCGAAGAGAUCCCGAUAUACAAAUCGAAAUUUCGUUAGACGAACGUUACGGAUUCGUGAAAUAUGAAUUUGUAUAUUUGUCAGAAACGUGGCUAGUGGUGGAGGCUGUUGCAUUAUUUGACCUAACCAGCGCAAAAAGUUGGCACACCACCGUCCCAGAGUCCCAUUAAUCUUUUAAUUUUUGAUAAUUGAAUUAGUCCCGUGGCUAGCGCAACGGACAGGAGCACGACCGAGUUGUAGCGUUCUCCCUCUCUUCCUCGAGAACCUUGCAGUUUCUCCACCGCCGUUCUCUUCGCCGGUUCCGAGUGGACCCGGCCUCUAUCGGCUACCUCCUCCCCCCCUUCUCUAUCUCCUGGUCGUCCACCGACUUCUCCAGCUUCUCUUGCCGUGCUCCACCGCCGCCACCUCCACCAUCUCCGACGACCAUCUCCGUCGUAACCUACCACUCUCGGACUCUCCAGCGUUCCCUCCCGCCCCCACCCCGCCGCUCCCUCCUUGGCCCUCUAUCUGGACGGGGAACCUCGUUACUCCGGCACGGUGGUGGAAGUCGCAACGGAACUUCAGUGCAGCUGCGACGAGCAGCUGACGCGGAAUCGUUUUGGUUAGUUGCUGCUCGAGGCUCUCCCGUCGCGAACGCACUGGGCCGAUUUUCAAUCGCGACGUACCGCGCGCGCGGUUCAACGCGACCGUUCAGUGCGCAUGCCCGUGUGCUUGUUGCGUGCCUCGAGUACUCGCAGAGAAGCUGCGCGCAUCGAAGCAGACGCGUUUUGGUGCACACCGUCUCGAGACUUUCCCGCACGUCAAAUGAACGGAGCCCCGAUCGACCGCGGCCAAGAGAAAGCAGCCUCGUCAACGCGUCGACGCCGAGUGUCGCGAGAUCGUGGCGAUUCGACGACCGAUCACUCGUCGGCCACGAGCCGAUCCGACGGUGGUUGAGCUCGCGAUACCGCCAUCGCUGCCAACCUCUUCCUAGCUCUCCUUCAACACGACCAACACCGACUCGGUAAAUCGUCAAUGGCGAAGACAAAUAUGGAGUCGACGCGAGUGCCUUCGAUGUCGUUGACCCUAACUCUGGGUCUGACGUUCCUUUUAUCGGUCGCACAUUGCGGCGCCUCGGAAAGCAUAAUAGGUAGCCGCGAGACCUGCGAAGUCGAGGGAGAAGACUUCACCGUCGACAAGAUCCCGAACACCAAGUGUUUCAACUGCAUAUGCAAGAACGGUUUCGUUGAGUGCAGAAAGCAACAAGAGUGCCCUAGCAUCGAAGGUUGCUACACGUUACUGGAGCCACGAGAAGAUGAGUGCUGCCACAGGUGUAAAGGAUGCGUACGAAAUGGGGUCUACCACGAGUCUGAGACGGAGUGGACUGAAGCUGAACCGUGCAGAGUGUUCACUUGCAAGGCUGGAGUGAUCACGGAGUCGCGACUGCAUUGCUAUACACCAUGCUCGAAGCCAAUUCCCCCUGCACCUGGCCAGUGCUGCCCAGUCUGCGCGGGAUGCUACGUGAACGGACAAAUGGUGACGGCGGACAGAUCGGUGACGACGACCGAGGACCCGUGCGUGACUUGCAGGUGCAACGCUGGUCGGCUGAUCUGCGCCAAGCAGGCCUGUCCCGUGCUGCACUGUCCUUCUUCGAGGAUCGUUCACGAUCCCGGCGAGUGUUGUCCUCGCUGCAAAGGCAGCGGAAGGUACUUGUCACCACCAAAGGGAGCGUGCAUGCUUGGAACGAUGAUCUACAAUUCGGGCAAACAGUUUUACGCCGACCAGUGCACACGUUGCAGCUGUUCUAAUUCAGCCGUGUCGUGCGUCAGAGAGACUUGCCCUGUCCACGACUGUCCGAGCGAGCAUCAAAUCAUCCUUCCUGAUCGCUGUUGUCCGCAAUGUCCCGAAGUCGAGGAAAUUCGACCGUCGUGUACAUAUGCCGGGAAGACUUACGGGGAUGGCGAAACUUGGAAGCUUGAUUCCUGCAAGGCAUGCGCUUGCACGCAGGGAAAGGUGCGGUGCGCGAUGCCGAUGUGCCCGCCGUUAAAUCUACCCUGUCCACCAAAUUCGAGGCUGGAACACCCGGAGGGCCAGUGCUGUCCACGUUGCGUCGAAAGCGACGGCGUGUGCACGGUCUUCGGGGAUCCGCAUUAUCGCACGUUCGAUGGAAAGUUUUACAGCUUCAAGGGCGCGUGCAAGUAUCAGUUGGCCAGUGAUUGCUCGAGCCACACGUUCAGCAUUCGGGUGACCAACGACGCCAGGGCGACCAGGUUCUCCGCGUGGACGAAGACGAUCGCCAUAAAGGUGGGCGAUUUGAAGGUGAAUCUCGGUCAGAGGAUGAGAGUGAAGGUGAACGGGAAGAAGGUAGAGGUGCCUUAUCGCGUGGCGAACCGUUUGGAGGUGAAUCGAACGGUGGACAGCAUCGUAGUGAGCACUCAAAUCGGAAUCAAAGUUCUAUGGGACGGGAUUAGUUUCCUCGAAGUCUCAGCGCCGACUUCAUACAGGGGUAGACUGUGCGGUCUCUGCGGAAACUUUAAUUCCCUACCAAAGGACGACUUCACCAACAGACGGGGUAGGUUGUUACAAGAUCCUCAACCGUUUGGUCAGUCCUGGGCGGUAGGAGCCAAGAGAAGUUGCGUCAGGCCGAAGCACACGGUUAAUCACGACAGAGAGAGACGUUGCAGAGGACGAAAAGAUCACAGGUUGUGCAAUCGGCUGAGGUCGCAGAUCUUCGACGCGUGCCACAAGAAGGUGAACCCUACCAUGUACUACAAGGCUUGCCUGCAGGACAUGUGCGAGUGCCCCAGCGAGAACUGCUACUGCGAGUCGUUCACCGCGUACGCGCAUGAGUGCAAGAGGCUGGGCAUUCAGCUUCCUCACUGGCGGAAAUCGACCAGGUGUCGAACCGGUUGGGACCAGUCACUGGGAUCGCCAGCGAUCGGCCCGCGUUACCCCUGAUCGGUUCGAGUUCGAAUCAGCCGACGAGGAUCGCGUAAACCGAUUCUUGUUUCGUGUUCGUCCAGUCGCGUCGACGCGUCGUGCUCGCGCCCCGUCUACGGACAAAACUCGCCUCGACGUCGACGACGUUCCUCGUGUCGCGGAACGACGUCCUCUGCCACCAGAGAUGGGCAAAAUUCGAUAUUAUGGUACGAGGACUGCUCGACUCAGAAAAUUACCAUUUUUCGGGAAUUAAAAGUUCUUCGUUCGAUUUAAGCGAUAGGGUGCAACACUUUAUCUACCAGGAGCCUACUUUAAGGGGGUAUCCUGAAUUAGGAGGUCUAAAAAAAGCGGUUUUUCGUGAAUUUUUUUAGGAUGGAAAAGAAACAAUUAAUUCUAUUGUGAAUUUUUAUCCUAUUUUUAUACAUAUCUGAAUAGUCUGCAUAAAAUUUUCCAACAAGAAAUAUUCGAAUUGAGUCGACUGUGACGCACGUUUGUAGACCACCUUCACAAUUAAAGCCUCCUAUCGGCGGGAAGGAUGCGGGUCGUAAGUUUGAUUUGUCACAAAAAAUCAAAAGAAAUUUUCAUUUUCAUACAUUUUUCUUCUGUGUGAACUAAGAAACUUCAUAGAAAAGAAAUUUUAAACAACUUUUUUAUCGAGUUAAAGUGACUUCUUUCAACCAAAGAACUCGUUCUUUUUUUUCAAACAUGCAGUAACUUCACAUUUCGCCAUUUUUGCGGGUUUCUCUUAGUUCACGUAGAAGAAAAAUGUAUGAAAAUGAAAAUUUCUUUUGGUUUUUUUUUUUUGAGUCAAACCAAAAUUACGACCGGCAUCUUUCUCGCCGAUAGGAGGUUUUAAUUGUGUAUAUUUGUGAAUAUUUCUUGUUGAGAAAAUUUGUACAGACUACCCAAAUAUGUAUAAAAAUAGGAUAAAAGUUCGGAUAGAAUUAAUUGUUUUUUUCCAUCUUAAAGAAAUUCGCGAAGAACGGCUUUUUUUUAGACCUUCUAAUUCAGGAUACCCCCUUCAUUCCAUCGUCUACUUACAAGGACCUAUUAACUGUGAUGUUGGCUGUCUACUUAAGAUGCUUAAUUUGAGGAAAGGCCUUUCGAUAUGCCUAGUAAUAGCACGUAAAAAUUAAUAUCAGCCUAGAUAACAUCAAUCUAUGCUAAUGUAAAAAAUCCUUUUCUAAGUUGUAGCCUUUUUCUACAUAGGCCAGUAGUUAAAGUGUUAAUUUAGAAAUAACCAAAAAGUCGGGGAUUAUUGAGUUUUACGGUAAAAUCUUAAAUUCUUAUCCAGACGGAAAUAUCGAAUAACCAACGGGGGAUAAACAAACUUUUUAACUCUUACUCGCUGAAUCGCAAAUCUGCUAUAUUGAGAAAAUCAAUUUUCCAACCUUUUUUAUUCGCUGGGAUAUACAAUCGGUCCUACAAAUAUUCGUCUAUUGAUGAAAUUUGGUAAAAUCAAAUGGUAGGUGUGAUGUGUCCAAAUAAAUUUUUCAUUAUAAAUAUGUACAUGUGUAAAGUUUAUUUAUGUAUAUAUCUGUAAUGAAUUUAUUUGGAAACAUCGGACUUACCAUUUGAUUUAGACAAAUUUCUUCAGUAGACAUAAAGGGUACGAAUACUUUUGAUGCUCGUGACUUUCUAUGUCUUACUAGAGUCAAAAGAAUUGAAAAGUCUACUAGUAAUUGUAAAAUCAUCCACCAUCUAACUGGAGUUUUUGUUUUAACGGGUUAGUCGCAGCCAGAAAAAUGGAAACGGACAGUUUCUUGUGUUCUUUUUUUUUAAGAUAUUAAAUAAUAAUUUUUAUUAAUGAAAUGUAAACAUAUUGCAAAGUAUGUCUUAAAGAACUACGAAAGAAUUUUUGUUUUAAAAAAAGGUUAAUUCAUUUCGUCCAUAACAGACGAUGGCGUGGGUGGCCACUUGGUUUGCGAUGAACAAGAUUUCUUCAAGCUGGUGCACCUGAAAACAAAACUAAAGGUAGAUUUAGAAAAUAUAUUAGACUAACGGGUCCCUGAUCGAAGGAUUUUUUAUUUUCUUAUAUACUUCUUUUUUACCCUGUAUUGGAUCGUUUAAUUUUAGUGAAAAAAACAAAAAUCAACUUCAAAUGUACGCCAUCUUGUUUUAAAUGAAUUUUUUCCAAAAUCCUUCGAUCAGGGACCCGCUAGACUAAUCUAUUAUCGAAAUCUACCUUUGUUUUUGUUUUCAGGUAAUCCAGUGUAGAGAAAUCUUGCUCACCGCAAACCUACGUUUUUUAGUUCUUUAAAACAUGCUUUAUAAUAUACUUAAUUGUUACUUAUGCGAAUUAUUAUUUACUAACUAAACAAAAAAAUCACAAAGAAAUGUCGUUUUUCCUCUUCUUGACUGCGACUAACCCCUUACUUCGACAAGCAACGCGUAAGAAAUCGUUUAUCUUUCAUUCGUUGUGGACAUUUUCAUCCGAGUAAGAAAUUUGCCCAUCUCUUCUCUUUCGCUCCCGGAGAACGAACCGAACGCGGGGGACUGCUCGACGAAAAUCUACUAGUCACCGUUUCUACCGUGAACACGCGCGUCGACCGAGAGUUUCCACGCGUGUCGACCUAGAAUUUCCGCGCAUCCACGACGCUUUAACCACGACGCCCACGGAAGCUGCGCGUCGUCGCAAAUUCUCCGCGCGAUCCUCUUCGACGCUCGAAUGGUUCCGGAGCACCGUGCAGUAUUUCGGCCGAUGAGCAGGCUCGCGGCAUAGCAUCUACGUCCCAGAGUAAUCGCGCGCUCAAUCGAACGCGCAACGAUCGACCUUUCCUCCUUAUAGGUUUAAGCGAACCUUCUCCAGCACGUCCUCUCGCGUGUGUAGAUAGAUAUAGGUGUACGUACAAGAUGUCCCAACAAAGACAGGCUAUUCGCAGUUACCCUCGUUUAUACGGAACAAUUUUUCUAAAAUAUACACCGUGGUUCGUCAGAAAUUUCCACCUCUCGGUUUAUGGUGAAUAUUAUUACGAAUAGCAAACAUUUGCGUAGACUACUUCGAAUGGUUUCAAGUCGGACUUAUUCUGAUGUUAUUGGUUUUUUUGUUGGUGAACGCGUGGAGAACUUACGAAAGUCAAUAACGUGGUUUUAAACGGAGUCAUGUACAGUGGGUGUAGAAUGUAUUCGUAAACGAUCAAUUUCCCAAAGAACUUUUGUAUGAAAUUGUAGUUUCUUAACUUCUUUUUUUAUAAUCAAUGAUAUUUUACGUAUUCUCGGAAGUCUCUAAGAUAGAUAUAGUCCAAAACAACAUUUACUAGUCAAUAUAAUUUGUGAUGUUAACAAAAAAAUGUGAAAAGUGGAUAAAAGUAUAGAAGCAAUAAGUAUUUGUACGAUUCUUAUGACGAACCAUUUAUAGUGGAGUUUGUAACGUAAACACAUUAGUUUAUUGGUCCGUACGAAUUAGAAAACAACAAAUUUCCUAUAAAGUACUUGUAAAAAUGGCUCUAAUAGAGGAAUGGAAAAAGAUCUCACUUCGAAUAACUAAUAAUUUAAGGAAGUAUUACAUACUUGUAAAUUAAUGUAAAUUUCUUUUUUUUCUUAAUUAAGUUUUAAAAAUUAAACAGUCGUGCGAAUACUUAUCGCUUCAACGUUUCUAUCGAUUAAUUGGUUUUUUUCUUGUUAAUUUCGCAACUUACAUAAAUAGCUAUUUUUUUUUUGUAAUCUAUCUAUUCUAGAUAUUUCCAAAAAUACGUAGAAUGUCAUUGUUUAUAAAAAGUAAAUUAAUCAAUUACAAUUUUACAUAGUUUUUUUGGAAAUUGAUCGGUGUACGAAUACUUUCUACAUCCACUGUAUUUUCGAUUACACCGAUCGAUGUAGCAUAAUGUUCUCUAAAAAAAAUGUUUUGACUUGUUUGUGUCCAAAAAUCAUUAGUUUAAACAUUAUACAUUAAAAACUAAUAACAUCAGAAGAUCUCUCAUUUGAAACCAUUGAAACCUGUCUAGAAAUUAGAAUCCGUGCCCUCCAUUAGUUUAAUCUGUUCGUUGCGCAAAUUAGAGGAAAAUUUCGUUUUAGAAUAAUUACAAAAUUGCAUAAAGGCAAGAUUACUUUUAAACCUAGCCUCGAUUUUAUUUGGCAGUAUCACGAACUCUACAGGGCAUCAUCUGUGCGUAUCACAGAAUUGCAAACGACGCUUUUGCUUAUCAACGGGACGUCAAAAAUUGUAUAUACAUAUAUAGACAGACGGGACUCGCCAGAGCGGCUAACCAAGUAACGCGGCGUCUUUUAUUCAAGAUUACUAUAACACUCUCUCCCCCUUUUAUAACGCGCACAUGCAAUUCCGUGUCCUUCGCUUCACCUUUCUCGUGAUACCUUUUUCUGUUCUCAUCGUUUACCUGCGUUUCUUCUACACUUGCUAUAUUUUAUCUUAUCUAUCGAAACUAGGGUUGCAACUGGAGAAAAUUUGAAGAAGGGGCAUAAAAAAAAACUCCCACUGUUGUUUUACGUAUUUCUCUAAUAUGUACGUAGAGUCGUGACAGUAUCAGUUAUGGUGAGAAUUUGAUGUUUUUUAUUCCACGGAAAUAAUACAAGUGGAAAGUGACUAUAUAAACCAUUAUUCCGAAUGUAUUUUUGUAGAUUAUCGAAAAACUGAAAUGUUUCUAUUAACUAAGACCCGUUUGAAUUUAAUAUAUUUAUAUGAGACUGUUUUCCCUUAAUAUUAGUAUAUGAAAAGUUAUUUCAGGUGGUAAUAGUUAUUCACUCACUGUAUACAGGGUGUCCCAAAAAUGUUGGAGGUCCUUGAAAGGGGUGGUUCGAGAGGUGAUUUGAAACAACUUUUUCCUUAGCGAAAAUUUUAUACGAGGCUUCGUUAAGGAGAUAUUAACAGAAAACACCGACCAAUCAGAGCGCCCGUAUACCGCUGGAGCGUAGGCUUACGCGCUAAGCGGCCGCGCUCAUUCGCUACCGCGGCCGCUCCCAACGGUAUACGCGCGCUCUGAUUGGUCAGUGUUUUCCGUUAAUAUCUUCAUAACGAAGCCUCCGACAACAUUUUCGCUAAGGAAAAAGUUGUUUCAAAUCACCUCCCGAAUCACCCCUUUUAAUAUGUUACAACAUUUUUGGGACACCCUGUAUACAAUCAGUCCCAUAAGUAUUUGAAGCCUCUAUGUCUACUGAAAAAAUUUGUCUACGUUAAGUCGCAAAUUUGAUAUUUUCAAAUAAAUGUUUCAUUAUAAAUCUGUACAUGAAUCAAUUUCACACAUGUACGUAUUUAUAAUGAAACAUUUAUUUGGAAACAUCAAAGCAUCAUUUAAUUUAGACUUUCUUCAAUAGACAUGAUGGUUACGAAUAUCUUCUAGGACUGACCGUAUAUGAAUAUUAAUAUUAGUUAUAGACGAAUAGGUUCUAAUUUUCUCAUCUAAUAUUUUCUACUUCUCUACUUUUAUUCUACUUAAAUAAUAAAAAAACGCUAAAUUCUCACCAUAAUUUAUUCUAUCAUGACUCUCAAAUAUAUCACGAAUUUAUCUGAAAAUUACAUAUAGCAUCCUUUGUCAGCCUAAAGACCUAAAAGAGGACACAGAGAGCUGAGAAAAUUAUUGUCAUUUCGAACAAAGGACAGUUGGUAAUCCUAAUUAAAACUGUACAUAGCUCGAGUAUACGGCGCGCGCGUACAUGUACGCAUCUAUGUAUGUAGUUACGCGUAUACACGCAUGUGUAUUGUAUAUCGAUAUAACCAUCAAACGUUUCGCGAGGAAAUCGCAAAUAUACCGGAUAGUCCAAAGCCUUAGCCAAUUUUUAUCGACUAUAGUAUAGAGGUACUCUGGUACAAACCGAAUACGAACGAAAUAAAUGACUUAUAUUCGUAAAAAAAAUGCGUGACAUAUUCGUGGAAACCUUUCGUGGAAGAAGAAAAGAAAGAAAGCACUACGUAUAUUAAGUUGGCGUAGCCAUUUCAAAAGGCCAAUGCCAAAUUAACACGAUAUUUUUUUGCUAUUUAUUUGCCAAUUAUUUGCCAAAGAAUUCAUUCUUUUUGCUCCAGCCGUUUUCGAGAAACAAUGGUUACGCUAGCGUAAUAUUAAGCUACCGUAGCCACUUAUGUAUCUCUGUACCUACCAGGGAUAUCAAUUCAAUUCUUGAUCGGCGAUCAGUCGAUGAACCUGCUCCUCGUUCCUUCGAGCCAAUGGUGUAUUCCCCAUACCGAUGCCUGUACGUCUUUUCGCCGAUAUAAAAGAAAAGACACGACAUCCGUCAUCGAAUAUUUGUCUUUUCUGUUUACGGAACAUUCACUAUUCUGUUUAUCGCGAAUAUUCGACAGUUUUCACGAUAUUUCACGGUUUUUUUCGGUCUUCGACGUACAACGUGACUCUAAACGCACUUGCAAAGAAGCUACUGUGGAAAUUCGCGCGGGAAGCGUCGGUCGGUCCAUACCACGUUCCGUAGAAAUUACUCGAAGCUUCUCAAUUUAAUCUGUCUAGGUAGCUAACCAAUACCUGUCACUCGUCGUGCUUCAUUAUUUCGUAUUAUUUAUUUUUUUCGCGUUUAUCUAUAUAAUAUGCUUGUGUACUUAAGCGUAUUUAAGAAAAGUUUCGCGAGUUUGUAAUAAAUGGUAUGAAUAACGUGGGACCAGCGGAACGCGGAUCGGAACGGUUCGUAAGUCGGAACGGUUCGUAAGUGUUCGUUGUCUGAUAUUCGUACUAAACACGCGAUUAUGAAAAUGUUUGACACUUUAUUCGCGAUUGAUCAAUCACUCGCGACAAGAUUACAACGACGAUGAUCACCGUGUACCGUUUUGACGUAAAAUCUCGAUUAAAAACUGUUAAACAUACAAAAGAUCUGACGCGCGUUUCAAUUUCGUUGAAACUUCCAAUGUGGCGACACGUUCGCGAGUGACGACUACCGCCAGAGGGCUGCAAAUCGUACCCACGAUUGCUGUUUGUCGAGACGUAUCGAUUGCAGAUUCCUCUUUACAGGUAAAUUGAUAUUUGUAUUAGAUCUCUCCCACGAGGAAUGCAUUAAUAGAUUUCUGAACGAAACGCAGUUCUUUUUCUUAGCUUGUGAUUGUAUAUUAAAUUUAAUAUGGAAAUUUAGAAAGUUGGAGGACUGACCAAUGCGCCACCUUGCCGUUGCAUGUGUGAACUAGUAAGACUUUGGCAAACGUGCAGGUACGUAUCAACCUAAUACCAAUUCGUAUCGAUUUUAUAUAUAUUUUUUGCCAUCUGACUCAUUCGAGAUAGCAAUCGAAGACUAUUAUUAGAAGGUUAUAUUGGAAUAAAUGAACUAACUCUAAUUGAAAGAAUUUAGAAUCAUAAUUCGUACGUAAGCAUCAUUGCACGCUUAGCGACUCGCCGCCAAAUUCAGAUCGUCAUUCGCAUUCAGACGCAAGGACACUAACAAAGAUUCUCAUGACACGAUUCGAAACUUUUAUUACGACAUUAUAAAUGCACAAAAACAUCUUAAAAAUAUGGGUGUACGUGUAAACGUGUAUAAUCAUGCGACGUGUAAUCGAGAGAACAACAGAGUUGGUUACAGCUUCGAGAAUGAACGGAGCUACGCGGAUUAUAUUCGCUAGAUUUCGAAUAUUCUGGAUGUUUCUUUUUAUUCAUUAUUAGUAUGAUAUUUUUUUUUUUUUUUUUUUUUAAUUAUUGUACAGUUGAUACUGCCCGCAGGGUUCGGAUGCAAGGUGUCCUCUCGAGUAAAUAUUCUGUUGUUGUAUUCAAAUUAAUUAUCCGAUACAGACAAAAUACAAUAAUACAUUGAAAUUCGAAUCAGUAAUUUGAACAGCUUACACGAAACUCCUUUAAGGAUAUUCAUACAUUAUCAGAUUCGUGAAAUUAAAAAUGUUAAAUUUAGUGAUAUCUGUAGUUAAAUAUUAAAACAUACAAAUUUAUACAAAAUACAACAAUACAUUGAAAUUCGAAUCAGUAAUUUGAACAGCUUACACGAAACUCCUUUAAGGAUAUUCAUACAUUAUCAGAUUCGUGAAAUUAAAAAUGUUAAAUUUAGUGAAAUCUGUAGUUAAAUAUUAAAACAUACAAAUUUAU
This is a messenger RNA of Hylaeus anthracinus, 11119 nucleotides long. It is a transcript of the gene cv-2, whose product is annotated as BMP-binding endothelial regulator protein. NCBI's taxonomy places the organism in Eukaryota, Metazoa, Arthropoda, Insecta, Hymenoptera, Colletidae. The transcript is spliced from 11 exons. The coding region runs from base 1239 to 3161 and encodes 640 amino acids. Gene Ontology annotation, molecular function: protein binding. The record is from RefSeq and is a predicted model, not a curated record.